Molecule: messenger RNA, 7691 nt
Organism: Oxyura jamaicensis (ruddy duck)
Lineage: Eukaryota; Metazoa; Chordata; Aves; Anseriformes; Anatidae
Gene: AGL
Product: amylo-alpha-1, 6-glucosidase, 4-alpha-glucanotransferase
Exons: 33
Coding region: 273-4865 (1530 amino acids)
Biological process (GO): glycogen biosynthetic process; glycogen catabolic process
Molecular function (GO): 4-alpha-glucanotransferase activity; amylo-alpha-1,6-glucosidase activity
Source: RefSeq, a predicted model, not a curated record
GAGCUGCUCCGCGGUGCUGCUGCCGCCGGCCGGGGGAGGGCUGAGGGCUCCCUGCCGCCCUCCUCCCCUUUCGCCCCAUCCCCGCUCUCCCCGGGGCUGCGGAAGAUGUAAGCGGCACCGGCGGCGUGAGGCGCUCCCGAGUGGCCGGCCGCUUUCCGGGCCGCCGCUGACGGGUUGGCUUCGUGUGUGUGUUCCUCCCGGCAGGGCGAGCCUCCCCCGGGCCGCAGCGAGCCUCCCGCCGCCGGAGGAGCGGCAGGCAGCCGGCAGCAGCCAUGCCGAGCGGUAAGGAGACGCGGCUGCUGCACCUCAACGAGAUGGAGAAGCUGGACAAGACCCUCUUCAGGCUGGAGCAAGGGUUUGAACUACAGUUCCGAUUGGGCCCAACUCUUCAAGGCAAGCAUGUUACCGUGUGCACUAAUUAUCCAGCUUCUGGAGAAUUAUUUGAUCGCCACAAGUUCAGGACAUUAUCAUGGCACAAUCCCACAGGAAAAGAAGAUGACUCUGACAAAUAUUGCAAGUUAGAUCUCCAGAUUUCUGGGUCAUAUCAAUACUAUUUCAGUCUUGGAAAUGAGAAAAGUGGUGGAGGUUACAUAGUUGUGGAUCCUAUUUUGCGUGUUGGUGCUGAUAAUCAUGUGUUACCUUUGGAUUGCGUUACACUCCAGACAUUCCUCGCUAAGUGUCUGGGACCAUUUCAUGAAUGGGAAGAUAGACUUAAAGUGGCAAAAGAAACAGGUUACAACAUGAUUCAUUUUACACCGCUGCAGAAGCUUGGACUUUCUAGAUCAUGUUAUUCCCUGGCUGAUCAGUUAGAAGUAAAUCCUGAAUUUUCAAGCCAUAAUAAAAAAUGCACCUGGAGUGAUAUAGGAGCUCUUGUGGAAAAAAUGAAGAAUGAAUGGAAUAUGCUUUGCAUCACAGAUGUAGUCUACAAUCAUACUGCUACUAACAGUGAGUGGCUCCAGAUGCAUCCAGAAUGUGGCUAUAAUCUUGUAAACUCUCCUCACCUGAAGCCAGCUUGGGUCUUAGAUAGAGCUCUGUGGCACUUGACCUGUAUGGUGGCUGAUGGAAAGUGUAUUGAUAAAGGGGUCCCUCCGUUGAUUGAAAAUGAUCAUCACCUGAAUUGUAUCCGUAAAAUAAUUUGGGAAGAGAUAUAUCCAAAAAUCAAACUGUGGGAAUUUUUCCAAGUGGAUGUUAAUAAAGCUGUGGAACAAUUUAAAACCCUUCUAACUCAAGGCAAAAUGAGCACUAAAUCUGAUCCAAAUCAACAUCUUCAAAUAGUUCAGGACCCUGAUUAUAGACGAUUUGGCUGUACUGUAGAUAUGAAUAUAGCAUUGGCAACAUUCAUACCGCACAGCAAUGGACCAGGUGCAAUAGAAGAGUGUUGUAACUGGUUUCGCAAGAGGAUUGAGGAACUGAAUGCUGAGCAACACAGACAGAUUAAUCACCAUCAAGAGCAGGCGGUCAAUUGUCUUGCGGGGACUGUGGUUUAUGAACGACUGUCUGGUCAUGGUCCUAAACUGGGUCCUAUUAGUAGAAAAUAUCCUUUAGUUACCAGGUAUUUUACUUAUCCAUUCAAAGACCUGACUGUGGAGGAAGAAGAAGCUAUGAUACAUCACCCAGAUAAAGCUUGCUAUUUCAUGGCCCAUAAUGGAUGGGUUAUGGGCGAUGAUCCUCUUAGAAACUUUGCAGAACCAGGUUCAAAUGUUUACUUGAGAAGGGAGCUUAUUUGCUGGGGAGACAGUGUGAAGCUGCGUUAUGGGAACAAACCUGAAGACUGCCCAUACCUCUGGGCACAUAUGAAAAAAUACACCGAAAUCACUGCCAAAUAUUUCCAUGGCGUUCGUCUUGACAACUGUCACUCAACGCCUAUUCAUGUAGCUGAGUACAUGCUGGAUACAGCUAGAAAAUUGCGAGCAGAUUUGUUUGUAGUGGCUGAGCUGUUCACAGGAAAUGAGGAGCUGGACAAUAUCUUUGUGAAUAGGCUGGGCAUUACCUCCUUAAUAAGAGAGGCAAUGACAGCUUAUAAUAGCCAUGAGGAGGGAAGGUUAGUUUAUCGUUUUGGAGGUGAACCUGUUGGCUCUUUUGUUCAGCCACGUCUGAGACCUCUGAUGCCAGCUAUUGCUCAUGCACUGUUCAUGGAUAUUACACACGAUAAUGAGUGUCCAAUUCAGCACCGAUCUGCAUAUGAUGCUCUUCCCAGUGCAAUGAUUGUUUCCAUGGCAUGCUGUGCUACAGGAAGCACCAAAGGAUAUGAUGAACUUGUACCACACCAGAUAUCCGUAGUAUCUGAAGAGAGAUUUUAUGCAACGUGGAAUCCAGCAGCACACCUGACUUCUGGUGAAGUUAAUUUCCAAACAGGAAUUCUAGCAGGAAGGCUGGCCAUAAACAGGCUGCAUCAGGAGCUGGGGGCUAAAGGCUUUAAUCAGGUGUAUGUAGAUCAAGUUGAUGAAGAUAUAGUGGCAGUGACAAGACAUUGCCCUAACACACACCAGUCUGUUGUGGCUGUAAGUAGAACUGCUUUCAGGGAUCCGAAGACUUCCUUCUACAGUAAAGAAGUACCUGAAAUGUGUAUCCCAGGGAAAAUUGAAGAAGUAGUACUUGAGGCUAGAACUAUUGAGAGAAAUGCUAAUCCUUACAAAAAAGAUGAACGUUUUAUAAAUGGAUUGCCUAACUUCACAGUGGAACUCAGAGAGCACAUUCAGAUUAAAGACAGUAAAAUUAUAAAGCAAGCCGGAACUGCCAUAAAAGGGCCAAAUGAAUUUGUUCAAGAAAUAGAAUUUGAAAAUUUAACACCAGGAAGUGUAAUAGUAUUCAGAGUCAGUCUUGAUCCAAAGGCACAAGAGGCUGUUGGUGUACUCCGUAGUCAUCUGAUCCAGUUCAGUCCUCAUUUUAAAUCUGGAAGUCUUCCCGAUGAUCAUUCAGCACCCAUAUUAAAAACAUUAUUUUCUUCAAUUGCAUCUAAACUAAGUUUGGCUGACCUAAAUCAAGUGCUGUAUAGGUGUGAGGCAGAAGAGCAAGAAGAUGGUGGAGGUUGUUACAAUAUACCAAACUGGUCACCGCUGAAGUAUGCAGGCCUCCAAGGGUUAAUGUCAGUAAUGGCAGACAUUAGACCAAAGAAUGAUUUGGGCCACCCGUUUUGUGAUAAUUUAAGAUCUGGAGAUUGGAUGAUUGAUUAUGUCAGCAAUCGUCUGAUUUCACGUGCUGGAGCCUGUGCAGAAGUUGGUAAAUGGUUGAAGGCCAUGUUUAUCUAUUUAAAGAAAAUUCCACGUUACCUUAUCCCAUGUUACUUUGAUGCCAUAUUAGUGGGUGCAUACACAACGCUUCUGGAUGUGGGAUGGCAUCAGAUGUCUAGCUUUGUGCAGAACGGAUCAACAUUUGUUAAACACCUUUCCUUGGGCUCAGUCCAGAUGUGUGGGAUAGGAAAAUACUCAUGUUUGCCCGAUCUGUCUCCUUCCUUACAUGAUGUUCCCUAUAGACUGAAUGAGAUUACAAAUGAGAAGGAACAGUGUUGUGUUUCUUUGGCAGCUGGUUUACCUCACUUUUCUUCAGGGAUUUUUCGCUCUUGGGGAAGGGAUACCUUUAUUGCACUGAGAGGUCUAAUGUUAGUUACAGGGCGUUACCUAGAAGCAAGAAACAUAAUUUUAGCAUUUGGUGGGACUUUAAGACAUGGUCUCAUUCCCAACCUGCUCGGCCAGGGGACACAUGCCAGAUACAACUGUCGUGAUGCUGUAUGGUGGUGGCUUCAGUGUAUCCAGGACUACUGUAAAAUUGUCCCAAAUGGAUUAGACAUUCUCAGAUGCCCUGUUUCCAGGAUGUACCCAAGAGAUGACUCUUCUCCUCAACCUGCAGGCAGUGUGGAUCAGCCGCUUUAUGAAGUAAUACAGGAAGCAAUGCAACGACACAUGGAAGGCAUAAAUUUCCGAGAAAGGAAUGCCGGUCCGCAGAUAGAUCAAAACAUGAGAGAUGAAGGUUUUAAUGUAACAGUGGGUGUUGACCAUGAAACUGGCUUUGUCUUCGGAGGGAACCGUUUCAAUUGUGGCACCUGGAUGGAUAAAAUGGGGGAGAGUGACAGAGCUCGCAACAGAGGAAUUCCUGCUACUCCGAGAGAUGGCUCUGCUGUGGAAAUUGUUGGCUUGUGUAAGUCGACUGUUCGCUGGCUGCUGGAUUUAUCUAGGAAAAAUGAGUUUCCAUUCCAUGGAGUCACCAUAAAAAGACAUGGAAAGGAGGAAACUAUCACGUAUGAUGAAUGGGACAGAAAAAUUCAAGCACACUUUGAAAAGCUCUUCUUUGUCUCUGAGAACCCAGCAGAUCCAAAUGAAAAACAUCCAAAUCUUGUUCACAAACGUGGAAUUUAUAAAGACAGCUACGGAGCUUCAAGUCCAUGGUGUGAUUACCAACUCAGACCAAAUUUUACAAUAGCAAUGGUUGUGGCUCCUGAGUUGUUCACGCCUGAGAGAGCUUGGAAAGCUCUGCAGAUAGCAGAGGAAAAACUACUUGGUCCGUUAGGCAUGAAAACUUUAGACCCAGAUGAUAUGGUGUACUGUGGAGUAUAUGACAAUGCUCUUGACAAUGACAACUAUAAUGUAGCCAGAGGUUUUAAUUAUCACCAAGGACCUGAAUGGCUGUGGCCAAUUGGAUAUUUUCUUCGUGCCAAAUUGUACUUCUCGAAGUUAAUUGGUCCACAGAUACAUGCAAAAACUGUAGUUAUGGUAAAGAAUGCGCUUUCUCGCCACUAUGUUCACCUUGAAAGAUCAUCCUGGAAAGGGCUUCCAGAACUGACCAAUGAAAAUGGACAAUACUGUCCUUUCAGCUGUGAAACUCAGGCCUGGUCAAUUGGUGUUAUCCUUGAAAUCCUUUAUGAUUUGUGAAAGUUUUUGAUUGACGUGAUGAAACUUCUGGGUCUUCUCAUUAUUGGGCAUAAACAAACACUUGGCUUACAGUGCAACAGAAAUGUCCUGCUCUGCACAAUCACUUUCGCUGCAUCCUGACUUUCAAAAAUGUUGAAAGAGAGCAGAUCCUAUGCUGAGUAACUGUGUGGGGCUUGGUUUUCUUUUGAAAACCGGGCCAAGAAAAUAAACUAAAACUGCAGUGCACAUGUAAUGCAGAAACUUUUAGUAAGGAGCAUUUUAAAGAAUAUGCACAAUUUUAUUUUAGGUAGCUUUGAAAUUUAGACAUCUCAAGUCAAAAUCAUACAUAUAACAAAGCGGGGUGGUUCUUUACUGAGCUAAGCAUAUGAAGAAUUGCUCUCAUGUUUUUGUUUUUUGUUUUUAUUUUGUCUCUUUAAGAAUAAAUGGUUAUUUGCAAAUGCAUGCUUAAAGAGUAGUAGACUAACAUACAGCAACAUAUGCCAAUAAAAGCAGAGUACUUUGUCUUGAACUGUACUGGGGGGAGAGCUGUAUGUGUUCAAUUGAACACUCCAUUAAGUAAACACAAAUAAGUUAACAAAACAUGUAAACCUUUGAAGUUACAUACAAUAUUUUAAAAAACCUUUAACUACUCUUUAGAGUUAAUUCUUGAGCAAUGAUGAGACAAUAUCGUGUGCUAAUCCAUUUAUAAAUUUAUUUAAAUACUGUGAGUCUUGCAGCAAACUUAUUUAUUCAUUUAAAUGUGAUUUUUCACAACGAGAAAUUCAUAAGAAACAUGCAUGUGCAUAAUAAAAUGGACUACCUAUAUGUUAGGGGAGACCAUGUAUCUAUCAUAUAUUAUAGGUCACUUCAGGCCUUUAUUAUUAAUAAAAUCCUGGCUUUGUUGAAGCAAAUGGAAACAAUAUCAGUGGGGAAAAUAAAUUAACCUACCACUGGUGAAAAUGGGGUUUUGAAGACUUUUGAAAUUACACCAGUAGGAAUAAGCAGGCUACCUCUGUGUGUAGUUCUUUGGGAACAGCAUCCAGUGAACAAAAUGCAAAACACGUAUGUUCUUUAAUAUAUAGAUACCUGCAUGCCCUUACUGACCUCUGUUUAGUGUUCCCAAAUUGAAGGGUGUUUGGCAGAAGUGCAGUUGUAAUUCCCAGUUCUCUAUUCCUGUGGGUUUUCCAUCUUAGUGGUAAAACAGGUAGAAUAAAUAGGUAGAAGAUGGUGCUGACAGCUUCCUGCAUCACAAGGGGAAAAAGCAAAACUGAUGGUACAUUUCUUAAUGUCAAACAACAUGCUGAAAAUGAAAUAUAUGCAUGAUGAAUUUAUAACACACCAGUAACACGUAGGUCAAUAUUUUAUUGUACCAGUAUUUUAAAGUUUUCUUACUGAAGUGUAGCACAAGUGUGCUGCCUUUUUCAGGGAGAUGUUACAGAUGUAUUUAAGGGCAAGUUAAUUGUAAGAAGUGGCUAUACUUGCACUAUUUAUUUCAAAGGUUAAUAAUCUUAAGUAGAUCAAGUCCCUUGCUAAAGUGUUCAGUACUUAAAAGUUCUGAUUAAGGAUGGAGUAUAUUGUACCUCAAGUUUUGAACUGCUGCAAUACGUGGUUUGGGAGACUUACUUUCUCGACAUAAUGUAUGAGAGGUGUCAUUUGAUCAAAAAUGUUACUGAAAUGUCAGCAACAGAUCAUGAAAAAUAUUCAUAUGCCUCUUGCACAUUAAAAAAAAAAAAAAAGGGAAUUUCCAAAUUUCUUGAUAAUGAUAUUGAGGUUUAUGUCCUACUGUGUCACUAGCAUUUACUGUUUUCCUAGAUAAUUAAUUCUUGGUUAUUAUUUCAGGGUAUGUUAUAGCUCCUAUGGAAAGCAGGAACAAUAUAACAGAAUAAAUUGUUCUUAUUUGGUGAAAAUACUUUGAAAUGGGAAGUGGAUCUUAAAGAGUUGUGAUAGAAAAAGAUUUCCAAAAGAUGUCAAAUUAUAGACAUAGGCAAUAACACUCUUUGUAUGGGGGAAAAUGGCAGAAAUUAUUAAUCAAAUUAUUCCUACUUUAUUACAGGUAACUUUUCACUGUUUUGCAAACUGCACUGCUGACAGUGUGAUUGUCACUGCUAGUUUAUUUUUCUAAUUUAAUAGUAAUAUUUUAAAAGAUAAAAUCUCCUCUGUACACAAAUACGUAUGAUGGAGUUUAUGCUUGCUUAUGAUGUUACUUUUGCACUGAUCAGUUAAGUAUAACUUCAGUGACAGAUAAAUGUUUUAUAUAGAAAAAUAUGUAUAGCAUUGGUUUACCGUUAUUAUGUAGCAAGAAAAGUAAGAGGUUAGGCUAUGACUAAGCUUUUUUUUUUUUUUUUUUUUUUUUUUUCCUUUUUUUAAACAAUCCUACUCAACAUUUCAUCAAACUGGACAGUUCAAAAAUGAAGAGGGAAGAAAGCAAUGUUAAAUCUAAGAUUAUAUGAGCUGGUGUUAAUCUAGAUAAACUCUAUACUGAAGUGAUAAUCUCUUAAAAAUAGCCAACUGUACUUUUUGAAACAUUGCCUGAUCUCAAAUUGUAUUUUUAUUCAUUAGUAUCAUUUAUAUUAUACACUCCAGUAAGUCCAGUAAGGCAAAGCUAUAAAUAAAAUUUGUUUUGGAAAUAAAUUAAGGAACUUGGUAACAACUCUGGCUCCACUAUGUUCUAGUUGAUCUUUUUUGAUCUCAUGUUUUAUGUGUCAUUCUUGCACUGCAUGUUGUAAUGUUAAACGGAAAGAUUGCAGCAUAAUCGGGUUUUACACAUGUCUAGCACAGAAACAACUGAGUUUAGAAAAUGUAGUUCUUCAUUUUUGAAAUGCACAAAAUAAAAUUCCCUAAUUCAGC